This is a messenger RNA of Salvelinus sp. IW2-2015, 9357 nucleotides long. Its product is annotated as neuron navigator 1. Lineage: Eukaryota; Metazoa; Chordata; Actinopteri; Salmoniformes; Salmonidae. Gene Ontology annotation, biological process: microtubule bundle formation; neurogenesis; neuron migration. Gene Ontology annotation, molecular function: ATP hydrolysis activity; ATP binding. Gene Ontology annotation, cellular component: microtubule cytoskeleton; axon initial segment. The record is from RefSeq and is a predicted model, not a curated record.
AAACAAGGGUUAGGCAAUAAGGCAGCUCAGACAGGAUCAACAGAUAAGCUGGUUGUUCCAGUUGUUGAGAGCUUUUGGACACAGAUUUCCUCACCAUUUCCACAUUUCCACACCAGUAAAUCAUGCAUAAUUGUGUGUGCGAAGAACGUGCCUGAAGAAAGGGAGGUGGGAAGAACAAAGGGUUAGAGAAAGAGACGAGAGCAUGUGAAAACAAGCCUGUGAUCAAAAUAAUGCUGUCCAGUUUUAAAAAAUGUCAUGUUUAUCAUUUCUCAUCGCCCCCUUACAUUUCACACAUUCUGCUGAGGCAGAGCGAAGCAUCUUUAAAUGCAACAGAGGAGGAGUAAGGGAGGAGGGAUGGAGAAAGGGAGGAGGAGGAGGAGGAGGAGAGAUGACAGGCAGAGGAAGGAGGAGGGAUUGUGGUUGCGUCUGGUGCUAUUGUCAUUCUGCUGUUGUGUGCUUCAGCGGCAGGAGGCUCUGCUGAAAGGAGGAGUAGAAAACAGAGCCAGAGAGGACGGAGAGAGAGAGAGAGAGAGAGAGAGAGGGAGGGCGGACAGGGAAAGAAAGAAGAGAAAGGAGAGCCUGGGCAGCACUGCAACAGCUGCUGCAGCAGUCUGUCAGGAGGACAGAGAGAGGCAGAGGGAAUGAGGAGAGGAAAAAAUGAAUAAUCUGUCUGCAAAGAAGAGCAAAGAUCCAAGGACUGUGCCUUGUUAGCCUUUUCUUGUUUUCUCCUGAAAGGAUAAGGGGGCUGAAAGGAAGACUAUUUUUCUCUCUCCUUGCUGAUGCUUUUCUAAAUGCUCUCAUGCAGGAGGCAUGCUCAGAAGUAGCGUGAAAGGAGGCAGAGAAGGAGAUUUAAAGAUGGAAAGGGCGGAAAGCACCAAAACGUACGGCCAAGCCGAGGGCAAAGCUGUUGGCAUGGCAGCCAAGAGAGGCAAGUCGGGGGUGCCCCAGAGCGCCCAACGAGGGGAACUGAGGGUGUACCGUGCAGGUAGCUCUGAGGGGCGGCUUCCAGUGUCCUCCAACCUCCGCAAGCAGAGGUCCAUGACCAACCUGGCCGUGCUCACCGAUGCAGAGAAAAAGAUACACCUCUACGAGCCCAAGUGGUGUGAUGACAUGGCCAAGUCUGGAGCAGAACCCCUCAAGGCAGGCAAGCCCAAGCUGGCAGGAGGGGGUGGCGGUGGCGGACGAGGGGGUGCGCCGCUCUCACGCAACCUCUCCAAGUCAGAGCACUCUCUCUUCCAGGGCAAACCCAAAACCUUCAGCCCAUUGGCGGCUCCUUCUGGUCUGGUCAGACCCAGUCAGAGCCGGAUCCCCCGGGCGCCAUAUGCAGAGGUGAAGCCCCUGAGUAAAGCCCCUGAGGACGGAAAAUCUGAUGAUGAGAUUCUCUCCAGCAAGGCCAAGGCUGCCAGCAAGAAGCAGGCAGUGGGAGCUUCUGUGGAGUCAGAGGCCAAGAGCCAAGGGGAUGGAAGCCAAUCGUCCUUCCUCAAGGUGGAUCCAGAGCUGGUAGUGACUGUCCUGGGUGACCUGGAGCAGCUUCUCUUCAGCCAGAUGCUGGACCCAGAGUCUCAGAGGAAACGUACGGUGCAGAACGUCCUUGACCUCAGACAGAACCUGGAAGAUACCAUGUCCAGUCUCCGGGGAGCCCAACUCAGCCAUGGCUGUCUGGACAGCAGUACUGUUUGCUACGACAGUGACGAGACGAACGGCCGCAGCAUGUCCAGUCAGUCCAACCGCUCCUCUCCUCUCUCCUGGCGUCACGGCCAAUCCAGCCCCCGGAUGCAGGCUGGAGACGCUCCUUCUUCCACGGGCAGCGGUGGGUACCAGGGGGGCAAGGCCGGUUCCCAGUACACAGCCCACACAAUGCCCGCCCGAGUCUCCAGCCGUUUCAGCCACUCCUCCCGAAUGGAGCUCAUCGAAGGGUUGGAUGUGGAUGAUGCGGACCUCAAGUCUGGUUACCUGAGCGACAUCGACCUGCUGGGCAAGAGCAUGCCAGAGGAUGACGACGACAACCUGGCCAAUGGUUGGGAUGAGAGCAGCUCCAUCAGCAGUGGGCUCAGUGAUGGCUCUGUAGACAACCUCAGCUCCGAGGAGUUCAACGCCAGCUCCUCCCUCAACUCUCUGCCCACCACACCCCUCGGAUCCAGACGCAACUCCUCUGCCAUGCUCCGCACCGAUGCUGAGAAGCGCUCUCUGGUGGAGAGUGGCCUGUCCUGGUACAGUGAGGAUGCCAAGGCCGCACGCAAGAUGGACGGGGGCAGCUACGAAACUGGGAGCCUCAAGACCGAGACCCCCAGCAAGUGGAGGAAGUCCUCCAGACCCAUGGAGGGUGCUAGUGAGGACGCGGGGGUCAAAGGGGAACUGAGGAAGCCCCAAAUCCUGGGUCAGCCAGGGAACUUUAAUAAGAAGGGGCGCCACCCUCCUGUGGGCGUGACCUCACCCAUUACCCACACCUCUCAGAGCGUGCUCAAAGUGGCAGCACCAAAGAGUGACCACAGGGCGGUGGACAAGACAAAGAUGUCUGUGAAGGCUUCUGGGCUGCAGCGAUCUCGUUCUGACGCCGGGAGGGAUCAUCUUCCGCAGCAACGGGAACUCCGCAAGCCCCCAUCCGGCCUGGUCAAGCCCUCUGCCGGGGCCUCGUUCGGCUACAAGAGGCUCCCGACCCCCAGCACCGCCACCGUCAUGACAGCAGGGGGCAGUACCAUCUCUAGUGGCUCUGCCACCGUGGGCAAGAUGCCCAAGUCUUCUGGCAUCCCUGUGAAGCCUCUGGGAGUUGGAGGAGGAAGAGGGGAACGUAAGAAUAGCUUUGACGCCACCGGCAGUGAGGAGGGGGGCUUCCUGGGGCCCAGCGCCCGUAACAGCCUCCAGUACCGCAGCCUGCCACGCCCCGCCAAGUCCAGCACCCUCAGCCUGAUCAGCCGCCCUGGAUCGGCCCGGCCCGCCAGCAGCAGCAUGGAGCCCGGCCUGUUCAGCCUGAAGCCUGUCUCCAUGGCCUGCCCCGGCCCCAGGGGGAAAGAGCCUGGCAGUGGAAGCACUAAGGGGGCCAGUCGAAGAGGGAGCACAGGCCCUGUCAACCAGACAGACAGGGAGAAGGAGAAGGAGAGGGCUAAGGCCAAGGCAGUGGCAUCUGAUAUGGACUCCCUGUGUGGCUCCCUGAAGAUGGCAGAAUGUCAGGGUGAUUCCACUAGGGAGGCUAGCGCCAAACUGCAUGGGCUGCGUAGGGCCAGCAGCAGCAAAUACCCUGAGCUCUCAUCACCCACCACUCAGAGGAUGCUGAGCUGCAAAUCUCUGGGUCGGCCUCCGAGCCUGGCACACCUGGACAAGGUCAACUCCAACAGCCUGGACUUGUGCGUGACCAUUCAGGACCUCCCUCCUAAAGUGCCCCCCUACUCCAAGCUCCAGGACCUGGCUGGAUCCGGGCCACGCAGCACCAUCCCCCGGGGCCUCACCCCCAGCCCAGCCCCCAUCCUGCACCUCGACUCCCCCAGCUGCUACCCUAGCCAGACCCUGUCCAUGGGCAGCUCUCCGCUGCUCUACCCCAAACUGUCUGGCCUACACCGCAGCAUGGAGUCACUUCCCCUCACCAUGAGUGUUCCUCCCAGUGGAGGAUAUAUCCGGGCAGAGUCCAGAGACAGGGACAGCUACAGAGACAGGGACAGGGAGGAGACGAGGAGCACAGGGACCUGGGGUGCUGGGAGCAGGACCUCCCUCAAUCUCCCAGACAGUUUGCAAACAGACAGGAACACCUUACCCAAGAAAGGAUUAGGUCGCUACAGCUCUGGUCUGUCAGAGGAUCAGUCGGAGGGGAAGGAGAGGCGUCACUCUCACACCGCAGUGAGCCUGAUGGAGAGCGAGAGCCCCCCUCAGCUGCCAUCGCCCACCCACAUGCCCCACCUCUCCUCUGGCAAGGCUGUCCUCACUAACGUGGUUGCCCCUAUCCCGAGUGGUGCCCCCAGGAUAACCCGCUCCAACAGUAUCCCGACCAACGACAUGGCCUUCGACCUGUACGGCUCCCCUCCACUGGGCAGCACCAUGUCACUGGCCGACCGGCCCAAGAGCAUGAUGCGCUCUGGAUCCUUCCGCGAGCCUGGGGAUGACUGUGAGACAGCUAGCACAUUCCAUGGCUCUGUUCUCUCCUUGGCUUCAAACACUUCAUCCAACUAUUCCUCGACCGAGGAGCGGAUACAAGGAGAGCAAAUCCGCAAGCUGAGACGCGAGCUGGAGAACUCCCAGGAAAAAGUGGCCAACCUGACUACCCAGCUGUCUGCCAAUGCUAAUUUGGUAGCAGCGUUCGAGCAGAGCCUGCAACUGAUGACGUCACGUCUACAGACCCUGUCGGUCAGCCAGGAGCAGAAGGACUCUGAGCUGACUGAUCUGAAGGAGACCAUAGAGAUCCUGAAGACGAAAAACACAGAGGCCCAAGAUAUCAUCCAUGUGGCCCUCAGCAACCCUGACAUCCCUCCUAAAGAGCUUCAGAUGAAGAGACAGAACUCGUCCGAGAGCAUCUCCAGCCUGAACAGCAUCACCAGCCACUCCAGCUUGGGCAGUCUAAAGGAGCAGGAGGCCAAGAAGAAGAAGAAGAGCUGGCUGAGGAGUUCCUUCAACAAGGCGUUCAGUAAGAAGGGUUCAAAGCUCUCUGCUUCGUACGCUGACAUCGAGGAGAUCGCCACUCCAGAUUCCUCUGCACCCUCCUCUCCUAAGAUCACCAUCCACCACGGGGAUGGGGACGGGGACAACUCUCCCUCCAUGAUGAGGUCCUCUGUCUCUGUAUCCUCCUCUGGGCUGUGUGAAGGAGGCGAGGAUCCCCCGGAGGAUGAGAAGGUUGUGUCUACGCUGCGCUCGGCCCUCUGGGAGAAGGAGAGGAAGCUGACGGACAUCCGCCUGGAAGCCCUUAGCUCCGCCCACCAGCUGGAGCAACUGCAGGAGGCCAUGAACAACAUGCAGAUGACAGUGGAGAACCUGAAGGCAGAGAAUGACCAGUUGAAGACAGGUGGUCCCUCAACCUCCACCUCCCAGUCCUCCAGCUUGGCAUCACUGGGCACCGCCUCGCCACGUCAAUCUGUUGCCAUAUCUCUGAGCAAGACCUUAAGCAUGAGCCUGGGAGAAGGCAGCUCCCCUGACCUGUUCCAGACAGAAGCCGUCAGUCUCACCUCUCAAAGGGACGACCCACGUGUCAGAGUGGUGGUUCGUGUGGCCAACCUGCGCAUCUUCAAAGAUGAGGUGAAACAGCAGGACUUCUUCAUCGGUACUGUGAGGGUUAACGGCAGAAUGGACUGGCCUAUGUUGGAUUCGGCUGUCGGCCAGGCUUUUAAGGUGUACAUAGCCAAGGUGGACCCCACCUCCAGCCUGGGCCUGUCUACAGACUCUAUCUACAGCUAUAGUAUGAACCACAUCAGGAGGGUGCUGGGAGGAGAGUUGCCAGAGAGCCAACCCUCACACUGUGUAUCCAAGGGGCCCAGCAGCGUCACUGUUACACUCAAAGGUCUGAAGGAGAAGUGUGUGGACAGCCUGGUGUUUGAGACGCUCAUCCCCAAGCCCAUGAGCCAACACUACAUCAGCCUGCUGCUGAAGCACCGCCGCCUCAUCCUGUCUGGGCCCAGCGGCACCGGCAAGACCUACCUCACUUCCCACCUGGCAGAGUACCUGGUGGACCGCAGCGGCCGAGACCUCACCGACGGCAUCGUGGUCACCUUCAACAUGCACCGCCAGUCAUGCAAGGAUCUCCAACUCUACCUGUCCAACCUGGCCAAUCAGAUCGAUCGGGAAACCAGCACAGCUGAAAUCCCAUUGGUGGUUAUCCUGGAUGAUAUACAUGAUGCCACUUCCAUCAGUGAGCUUGUCAAUGGGGCCCUCACCUGCAAAUACCACAAAUGUCCUUACAUCAUUGGAACUACCAACCAACCAGUGAAGAUGACCCCCAACCAUGGCCUGCACCUCAGCUUCAGGAUGGUGACCUUCUCCAAUAACGUGGAGCCAGCCAAUGGCUUCCUGGUGCGUUACCUGCAUAGGAAGUUGAUGGAGGCGGAGGACGAGAGGAGCCUGUCCAACGAGGACCUCCUCAGGGUGCUGGACUGGGUACCCAAGCUGUGGUACCACCUGCACACCUUCCUGGAGAAACACAGCACCUCUGACUUCCUCAUCGGCCCAUGCUUCUUCCUGUCCUGUCCUGUGACUGUGGAGGAGUUCCGCUCCUGGUUCAUUGACCUGUGGAACCUCUCCAUUAUCCCCUACCUGCAGGAAGGAGCCAAGGAUGGCAUUAAGGUGCAUGGUCAGAAGGCAGUGUGGGAGGACCCAGUGGAGUGGGUGAGGGGCACCCUACCCUGGCCCUCAGCCCAACAGGACCAGGCCAAGCUGUUCCACCUGCCUCCCCCCAGCAUGACCUCUGGAGGCCCCGGCCAGCCCAGCGAGGCCUCAGCCAGGCCUCUUAAUAAGGAGACCCCACCCAGCUCCAUGGACACCCUGGACCCUCUGAUGGCCAUGUUGUUAAAGUUGCAAGAGGCAGCCAACUACAUUGAAUCUCCGGACAGAGAAACAAUGGACCCCAGCCUCCCUACACUUUGAACAUCAACUUCAACUGUAGACUCAAAACCUAGCACUUCAAAUAGCCCUACAUUUUUUCCCCUAUGUGAGCUUCAGUGUAUAAUAUUCAGGAACAAAAACUUUCCAAUAUAGUUUUCUGCUAAUUUUGUAACUUAUCUUGAACCUUAGCAAAAAACAAUCAUACUCCAUAUGGUUGAUUGAUUGAGAAGCCGUUUUGUUUUGUUAUGUUGUUUUUAAACUUUAUUCAAUCAUGCCAAGUCAUUCCAAAAGACAUUAUAGCGAUGUUUAGAUAUUCUAUCUCUGUCGAUUUUUCUUGAACUAGAGAUUAUAUUCACAGUAUAAAGUCUCUCUCUCUUUACAGAAGACGUAUCUCUAUCACUUCUGCCCUCAAUAGAAACAGGUGCUAAUUAUCUAGAUAAUAAGUAUUACUCUUUAGAAAUUCAUCCUCAUCUCUCAUUGGUCUAAGCAGGUGAUUCUUCCAACAGCAUAUUUAAAAGACAAAAAAGCACAUUCUUGCUUAUCCACUUUUGCUCAACAACAGCAACAUGGCCUGCAAUGUGCCUGUAAAAUCAAGUCAGUUUGAAACCUGUUUUGGGCUUAUUGGAAAGAGUAUGACGGCAUGUUGUUGGCAUGUCAGGUUGUAUAGUCCUGGUCCUGAAUACAUAUCUAUCUAUCACUCUUUGAAGGCCAAAUCUUAGACAUAUGCAACUCUUAUACAUAACUAGGUGAACUGUUUUGACUCUGUGCUCUAACAAACUGAAUGCCUUAAUACAUAUAUUCCUGAUGGUCACCUCGAGAUGGACAGCAGUAUUCAAUCGUGGUGCUUUGCUUUCAUAACCAUCGCCUCAGAGUAGAGUAGUGCGAGGACAUUCUCUUGUCCCUCCCUCACAUGGUUCUGGGGUCACAUGGUUCCGGGGUGAUUUUAAAGGUCAUCUAACUAUAUUUGACAGAUAACAAUAUGUUGCAGGUAGGGUAGAUGGUGAUGAUCAGGGUUUCUUUGUCAAGUGAGAAAAUAGAGGGUUGAACAGAGCAGAACACAGACACAUGAUUAUUUCCUAUGGUUAAUAUCUUUCAUUAUCAUUCACGGCAAAAUCUGUGCAAAAUUACAAACGCUGUCAUACUCAUUACUAAAACAGGGGGAAAAAUAAUCAGUACAUACUAAUCUCAGCUUCUGUGGUACUAUUUCAUCGGUUUGUUGCAGGCAGCAUACAUUAUAUUUAUUUGACUGAACAUAUAUUUCAAAUCUAACUACCUGUUUUGAAGAAAUAAGGCCAUGACAGUACUACUUUCAUAUAAAUCAGGUAUUACUAAGAAAGUUAUUUUGUAUGAAUAAUGCUUGAGCAACUGCUAUUUGCUUAUAGCUUAGAUAUUUCUCAACUUCUAUUUUUAAGAUGGUGAGGUAUCAUCUAAUAUAUUCCACGCAAUUAUCCAAUAUAGUUACUGUGCUCAAUUCUUUAUGUAGAUAUUGAUUUCAGUUUUAUCUACACUAGUUGCAUGGUGCAAAUAUCUUAUAUGCUGAACCAAAUAUUUUACUGUAAUCUUGCAUAUUGACUGUCUGGUUAGGGGUCAGAGCAUAAAAGUGCUUAAAAGAAUUAACAUGUAGAUAUUUUCCUCAAUGUGUUGGCCAUGUAACAUUGCAGAUCAUUUAGGUGCUUUUGAAUGUAGCCUUUUUACAAAGCUACUGUCUCAUUCCUUGCAAAAAAACAUGUCUUUAGACCUACACCAAGAUGGGUGAGUGAACGGAUGAGUUCUCUGUUGCACCCCACAAACCAUUGUAAUCAGACACAGGUUAACAAUCUUACAUCUAAUGUAGCUGCCAAUGGUGCUGUUCACUUUUUGACUGGUAAUAUUGCUUUGCUCAUCUUCAGUUUAGUUAAUGACCAUUCAGACACAGCAUAAAAUGGAUGAAAAAUCUAUUUGCUCAUCAGCAAUGAUCAAGGGCCAUUUCCCAGUUCAGAGUCAUACAUAUAGGAAGAUAAACGUAUCAAAAUAAGAUAUAAAAAAAUGAAAUUGUAAAGUAGAGUGGGUUACAUUAGUGUUUUCGACUGAUGCUGAAACAAUGUAGGAGAAUGUCUGUGCUUUGGUCUCUCCACACUAAUGAUGUAUAAUCUCUUGAUCAUAAGUCACCUGUAUAUAAACUGUGAAAUGAAUGUUCAAUCGCUUUCUUUGUACAAUGGUUAUCACAACAGAAAGAAAUGUUGCAAACUACUAAAGGUCAUUAUUAAGCAAAGUGGAACUAAACCACCAUGAAUACGUUAAAACAUGGUAUUUUUUUGUUUUGCUUUUGCAUCAAACUGUUAAUCAAAUCAAUGACAUCAAACUAUUAUUAAGUCCAAAGUCCAUCUGAUGACAACAAACUGUUAAUGAGUCCAAAGUCCAUCUGAUGACAUCAAACUGUUAAUGAGUCCAAAGUCCAUCUGAUGACAUCAAACUAUUAUUGAGUCCAAAGUCCAUCUGAUGACAUCAAACUAUGAAUGACUUGAAGUAAAUGGCUUUUGCUUCCCUGUGUGGUCACAUUAUUGCAGGUUUGCGUUUUGUGUUAUGAAUCUUGUUCUGGUGGCAGCUCUGCAGAGUGGUUACUAGCUAGCACAGCCACAAAGUCAUUAACUCUAAUGUUAAACCUAGCCUCUAACAUUAACCACACUACUAACCUAAUGUCCUAACCCUAACCUUGAUAAAUUACAUCCAAAAGGUAUUUUUUAUUUGUACAUUCAUUUUUAUGAUGUAGCCAAUUUUGACUCUGCAGCUGGCCCAUCUAGUGGAAGUCUCUCAGUUCUGGCACAAAGACAAGACUCAUCCCAAUAAAUGUCAACCUGACACAUU